CCACCGAGCUCAACUUGGCCCUCCACCCAACCCCAUGGCGGACGCCCAAGCCAAAUCACUCUCUCAGCUGCUACUAGUCUACUACUGCUACUAUAUAAACACGCAUGGCGAUCAAAACCUCGCAUCAGUUGCAGAGUGGUAGUAGAUCACCAAGUCGUUGUAGCGAACCACGCUCCUGUCAGUAGGAAGCCAUGUCGCUACACCGCAGCUCGGCGGCUGCGCUCGCGGCGCUGCUGGCACUGGGGGUGCUGCUGGGCAGUACGGCGGCCGACGAUGGCGGCCAGCCCAUCGUGGCCCGCGUCAGCAAGGACGCCUCCACCUCCCUCUACAACAUCGCCAUCAAGGUCGGCGGGGUGCCGCUCCUCCUCGACCUCGCCGGCCCCAUGCUCUGGCUCGCCAACUGCCCGUCCCCGCACCGCAUCGUUCCCUGUGUCUCCCCCGUCUGCGACGAGGUGUCCACUACGUACCGCCCGCCCGGCUGCCCCAAGCCCGGCCUGCGCGGAGAAGGGCAGUGCGCCUGCCCCGCCUACCCGCGCAACCCGGUCGACGGGCGCUGCCGCUCCGACGACGCCACCACCAUCACGCUCGCCGCCAGCACCACGGACGGCCAGAACCCUAUCUUCCCCGUCACGUUCCGCGCCGUCGGGUCCUGCGCGCCUGGGGAGCUGCUGGAGUCGCUCCCGGCAGGAGUGGCCGGCGUCGCGGGCUUCUCGAGGCUGCCGCUGUCGCUGCCGACCCAGUUCGCGUCCUUGCUCAAGGUGGCGAACGAGUUCGCGUUGUGCCUGCCCAGCGGCGGCAGCGACGGCGUGGCAGUCUUCGGCGGCGGCCCGUUCCAGCUCCUGGCCGCGCCGCCCGUGGAGCUCGCCGGGCGCCUCCGCGAGAACCCGCUUCCGCUCCUCAAGCACCCCUACAACGGCGGCUACUACUUCAACAUCACCGGCAUCGCAGUUAACCAACAGCUCGUGCCCACGCCGCCCGGCGUCUUCGACCUCGACGCCAGCAGCGGCACGGGCGGCGCCGUCUUCAGCACCGUGACUCCCUACACCGCGCUCCGCUGGGACAUCUACUGGCCGCUCCGCAACGCGUUCGACGCGGCGACGAGCGGCAUCGCGCGCGCGGACAAGGUGGAGCCGUUCGACCUGUGCUACCAGGCGUCCGCGCUGACCGUGACCCGGGUGGGCUACGGCGUGGCCAACAUCGAGCUGAUGCUGGACGGUGGCCGGAACUGGACGCUGCCCGGCGCCAGCUCGCUCGUGCAGGUGAACAACCAGACCGUGUGCUUCGCGUUCGUCCAGAUGGCGUCGUCGUCGUCCAUGCCCGCGGCGCUCGACUCGCCGGCGGUGAUCCUCGGUGGGCACCAGAUGGAGAACAACCUGCUGAUGUUCGAUCUCGUGAAGGAGACGUUCGCGUUCAGUGGGCUGCUCCUCGGCAUCCGCACUACCUGCAGCAACUUCAACUUCACCAUGGGGAGUUCUUAUUAGAAGACUGUCACGUCCUGGUUUUGCGAAUGCAGCGUUUUCGUUCCAAUACUUCUGGUGGAACGAAUGUACCGUUGCAGUGUUGCGUAUGUGACGAGAAUAAAAUUGGAUACUGAUAUA
This is a messenger RNA of Hordeum vulgare subsp. vulgare (domesticated barley), 1598 nucleotides long. RefSeq names its product chitinase CLP-like. Lineage: Eukaryota; Viridiplantae; Streptophyta; Magnoliopsida; Poales; Poaceae. The transcript has a single exon. Gene Ontology annotation, molecular function: aspartic-type endopeptidase activity. The coding region runs from base 192 to 1481 and encodes 429 amino acids. Gene Ontology annotation, biological process: proteolysis. The record is from RefSeq and is a predicted model, not a curated record.